AUGGGUCUUCUCACGGCCAUGUUCCGCACCAAACCCAUCGCGGUCAUUGACGCAGAAGAGCGCAAGGAAGAGCUGCCGCGCGAACUCGGGCUCGUCGAUCUCAUCCUCAUCGGCGUCGGGUCCACGGUCGGGUCCGGUGUCUUUGCGACGACCGGCGACAUCAUUAGCCAGACAGCGGGCGCCGCGGCUUUUCUCUCGUGGCUCAUUGCUGGCUUCUCGUGCAUCCUCAACGGCUUUGCGUACAUGGAGAUGAGUUCGCUCGUGCCGUCGUCCGGCUCGACGUACGCCUACUCGUACUACGGCCUCGGCGAGCUCCCGGCGGUCGUCGCCGGCUGGCUCUUGACGCUCGAGUACGGCAUUUGCUCGGCGGGCGUCGCGCGCUCGUGGGCUGAUAAAGUCCACGAGUGGCCGCGCGUCUUGUAUGCGAUGGCGGUUGACGGCCUCUGCCCGCCCAUCUUUGGCAAGGUCGACAAGAAGGGCAACCUCUUCUGGAACACGUUGAUCACUGGCGUCUUCUUCACCAUCAUUGCGCUCCUUGUGCCGUUCGACUACCUCUGGAACUUGGUCUCGCUCGGUAUUCUGGUCGGCUUCAACAUGACCAACUCGGCGCUGAUUUUGGUCCGGACCCGCGAGUCGGCGCCAACGAUUGCGUACAAGCUGACCGGCGCGCUGGUGGCUGUCUCGCUCGCCUCGAUGUUUCUCUUCCAGAAGGGCUACGUGAUUGCAACCGAGCCCGCGACCGGAUACCUCAUCGCGUCGAUGCUGCUCCUCGCGGCGGUCGUCGUCAUCACCUUUGGAAUUUACUUUCUCUGCCCCCAGAACGUCGGGUCGCCCGACAUGUACCGGUCGCCGCUCGUACCGUUCGUGCCGGCACUCGCGAUCACGUGCAACUGGUACCUCAUUGCGCAAAUGGGCGCGCGGGACAUUGGUCUCUGCUGCGGCUGGGUCGGCCUCGCGAUCCUCUCGUACUUUGUUUAUGGCCACCGGUACAGCGAGGGCCAAAACGGCUGGGCCGCGAUGCUCCACCACGAGUACACGGGGCUCAACUCGGUGCGCCCGUCGCUCACAAGUCAGAUUGUCGGCGAGAAGAAAGAGUCCAUCCUCGGACUCAAGCUCCAAGUGGCAACGUCGUCCAAGUAA
Messenger RNA from Saprolegnia parasitica CBS 223.65, 1140 nucleotides. RefSeq lists its product as hypothetical. The record is from RefSeq and is a predicted model, not a curated record. The coding region runs from base 1 to 1140 and encodes 379 amino acids. Gene Ontology annotation, cellular component: membrane. Lineage: Eukaryota; Oomycota; Saprolegniomycetes; Saprolegniales; Saprolegniaceae. Gene Ontology annotation, biological process: amino acid transport; transmembrane transport. Gene Ontology annotation, molecular function: amino acid transmembrane transporter activity. The transcript has 2 exons.